AUGGCUUACGCACUGAGCGGCCUUUCCAACCAUCGAAAUCACGGAGGGAGUGAGGACUCGUGGUCGCCUGAUUCGUCUCCGGUGGUGUCGGACGGCGAGGAUACAAGGACAUUGAAGGUACCACAAGCUAGAAGAGCGGGGAAUGGCGGGACUAGGAGCACAACUGAAGCUUCAACAGCUUCAAUGUCAAGCGAUUCUGGCAUUCAUCUGGAUUCCAAUGGCAGUCGAGCGACGGGUCCUAUUCCCGGGCAGAAGGACAGGAAUGGUAGGCGCAAGAGUAUCCAGGUCAUCAUCGAGAAGUCGGACAAGAAGGGAAGGUACACCCUCACCACGGACGACCCUGAGUUUCGUGAGAUAAUGCGGUCUGGCAUUGAGCGCGAGGCUGCCAUUCUGAAUGGAAAGAGUCGCAAUCGCUUCCGAGAUCUCGUCUUUACCCGCCAAUUCACGACAUUUGAUCGCCAGAACCCACGAGGCUCCCAGUCGCCCUUCCAUGGCUUCUUCACCCUGUUCUGGCUAGCAAUGGCUCUGUUGCUUCUCAAAAUAGCUGCUCAGAACUGGAAGAACCAGGGUUCCGUGUUUGGGAGAGCCGAAAUAUUGCACCUCAUGGUAGAUAGAGAUCUGUUUGUCCUCUCACUCACUGAUGGGGCUAUGGCAUUAUCCACUAGCUUUGGCUUCUUACUCCAAAAGGCCAUUGCGAACAACUACCUCACCUGGGGUGGAUCAGGAUGGGUCAUUCAGUCCUUGUGGGAGAUAUUUUUCGUUGUUAGCGUCAUCAGUGUUAGUUUUUAUCGGGAAUGGUCCUGGACGCAUACCGUCUUCAUCGUUCUUCACGUGUUUGUGUUGCUCAUGAAGCAGCACUCAUACGCUUUCUACAAUGGCUAUCUAUCGCGGGUUUAUCGGCGCAGAACACUACUCGGCCAAAAGCUAGAACAGCUUGAAGAAAUGGACGCACAAGAAAGCCCGUCACCAACCUCCGCAGAAGCGCAAGCCGUAAUGGCUUCAGGCCUAGACGAUGCUAGCCAACACACUCAUAUGCAUCACCGCCGUAGCAUUGGCCCAAAGUAUUCCACUAACUUCUCCAAAGAACACUCCGAAAUCGCUUCCAUGGCUCAAGCUAUCGAAGACGGUAAGCCUCUUAACGCAGAACAAAUCCAAGCCUUCAACCGUGUCCUCAAAACCGAGAUCACAAUUCUGGACGAAGAACUCCGAGGCAAAUGCACUACCUCUGGCAACUGCUACCCUAAAAACCUAACCCUCACCAACUUGAUUGACUGGACCUGUCUCCCCACUCUUGUCUACGAACUCGAGUACCCCCGCCAAGAACGCAUAAACUGGUGGUACGUCGCCGAGAAAGCCGCGGCUACGCUCGGAGUAAUCUGGAUCAUGAUUAUCAUCUCUCAAGCCUACCUCUAUCCCGUUGUCGUCGAAGUCGUGCGGCAAAAGGAAGCAGGCUUGACACUCGACCAGCGCUGGAAAGAACUGCCAUGGGUCGUGUCAGACAUGCUAUUCCCCCUCCUCCUCGAACAACUACUCGCCUGGUAUGUCAUCUGGGAAUGUCUCCUCAACGUUCUCGCAGAGCUCACAUGCUUCGCGGACCGCGGCUUCUACGGCGAUUGGUGGAACAGCAUAUCUUGGGAUCAAUAUGCGCGGGACUGGAAUCGACCUGUUCACAAUUUCCUGCUCCGCCACGUCUACCACUCCUCUAUCUCAGCGUUCCAUCUAUCCAAGAUGGGCGCCACGUUUGUGACGUUCUUGCUUAGUGCUGUUGUUCACGAAAUACUGAUGUUUUGUCUCUUUAAGAAGGUGAGAGGGUAUUUGUUUGCGUUGCAGUUGAGUCAGAUUCCACUGGCGGCGAUGAGUAGGACGAGGAUCAUGAAGGGGAGGGACACUUUGGGGAAUAUUAUCUUUUGGAUGGGACUCUUUAUUGGACCGAGUUUGAUUACGAGCUUGUAUUUGAUUGUGUAG
Lindgomyces ingoldianus is the source of this 1965-nucleotide messenger RNA. RefSeq names its product MBOAT-domain-containing protein. Gene Ontology annotation, biological process: ergosterol metabolic process. The transcript has 2 exons. Gene Ontology annotation, molecular function: ergosterol O-acyltransferase activity. The record is from RefSeq and is a predicted model, not a curated record. Bases 1 to 1965 code for a protein of 654 amino acids. NCBI's taxonomy places the organism in Eukaryota, Fungi, Ascomycota, Dothideomycetes, Pleosporales, Lindgomycetaceae. Gene Ontology annotation, cellular component: endoplasmic reticulum membrane.